Erigeron canadensis is the source of this 2299-nucleotide messenger RNA. Its product is annotated as DEAD-box ATP-dependent RNA helicase 37-like. Bases 87 to 1883 code for a protein of 598 amino acids. Gene Ontology annotation, molecular function: RNA binding; ATP binding; RNA helicase activity. Lineage: Eukaryota; Viridiplantae; Streptophyta; Magnoliopsida; Asterales; Asteraceae. The record is from RefSeq and is a predicted model, not a curated record. Gene Ontology annotation, cellular component: nucleus. The transcript has 6 exons.
GUUAAGAGAUUUGGGUUACGGGUUUUUGUUUUUUGGGAGUUUAGGUAAGGGUUGGGUUGCAGGUUGGUAAUUUUUUUUUUAUUAUCAUGAGAACCUCGUGGGCUGAUGCUGUUGAUAAUGCAGCUUCGGGCUCUGAUGGUUAUGGGGUUGGAGGGUGUUCUAAUAAACCUGCAUAUGUUCCGCCUCAUCUUCGUAACAGGCCACGUACUCCUGAACAGGUGACGGGCCCAGCUACAUCAAAUAAUGUGCCAUUACCUGGUAACGAUAGGUUAGGAUAUAGUGGACAAACGGGUGGGUCACGCUGGGCUACUUCUAGGUCAGAUUAUGGUAGGACGGGAUACGGUACUGGCGGUGGUCGUGGUGGUCGGGCAAAUAGAGGUAGUAGUUGGGGUGGUAGAGAAUUGGAGGCUAACCCGUUUGGUAAUGAUGACGUAGAUGAGGUUGUGUCAUCUCAAGAAAGUAGUGGCAUUAAUUUUGAUGCUUAUGAGGAUAUUCCGGUUGAGACUAGUGGGGUUAAUGUGCCGCCGCCUGUAAAUACAUUUGCUGAGAUAGAUUUAGGAGAAGUAUUAAAUCUUAACAUUAGGAGGUGUAAAUAUGUCAAACCGACCCCUGUUCAACGGUAUACAAUUCCCAUUUCUCUAGCGGGUCGAGAUCUUAUGGCUUGUGCUCAGACUGGGUCAGGAAAGACAGCUGCCUUUUGUUUUCCAAUAAUUAGUGGGAUAAUGAGAGGACAACCUGUACAAAGACCACAUGGUUUUAGGACAGUAUUUCCACUUGCUCUCAUUCUAUCUCCAACUAGGGAGCUCUCUUGUCAGAUACACAUGGAAGCUCGAAAGUUUGCUUACCAAACAGGUGUCAAGGUAGUGGUUGUUUAUGGAGGAGCACCGAUUAAUCAACAGUUACGAGAGCUUGAGAGAGGUGUAGAUAUCCUUGUGGCGACUCCUGGAAGAUUAGUUGAUUUGCUUGAGAGAGCAAAAGUUUCCUUGCACAUGAUAAGGUAUUUAGCUGUUGAUGAGGCAGAUCGGAUGUUGGAUAUGGGAUUUGAGCCUCAGAUAAGAAAAAUAGUCGAACAAACUGACAUGCCCCCACCCGGUGGAAGACAAACAAUGUUGUUCAGUGCCACAUUUCCUAGAGAAAUCCAGAGACUUGCAUCUGAUUUUCUUUCAAAUUAUAUAUUUCUGACCGUCGGACGUGUUGGUUCUAGUACUGAUUUGAUUGUCCAAAGGGUGGAGUUUGUUCAAGAAACUGAUAAAAGGAGCCAUCUUAUGGACCUGCUUCACGCACAAAAGGAUAAUGGAUCUGGCAAGCAACCACUUACGCUGGUUUUUGUUGAGACAAAGAAAGGAGCCGAUUCUCUUGAAUAUUGGCUAUGUGGUAACGGGUUUCCGGCUACUACCAUUCAUGGUGAUAGAACACAGCCGGAAAGGGAGCUAGCAUUGAGGUCAUUCAAGAGUGGAAAGACUCCAAUUCUUGUAGCCACUGACGUGGCAGCUCGUGGUCUUGAUAUCCCAGACGUAUCUCAUGUUGUCAACUUUGACCUCCCUAACGACAUUGAUGAUUAUGUACACCGGAUAGGCCGAACAGGACGAGCUGGCAAGACAGGAUUGGCUACAGCCUUCUUCAACGAGAACAACAUGUCACUAGCAAAACCGCUAGCUGACCUGAUGCAAGAAGCCAAUCAAGAGGUACCUCAAUGGCUGACUCGUUACGCCAGUCGGGCAGCUUACGGGGGUGGUGGUAAGAACAGGCGAUCAGGAGGACGUUUUGGUGGGCGUGACUUCAGAAAGGAUAAUACUUUUAACAGGGGCAUGGGUGGCGCCAUGGAUUACUAUGGUGGUGGGGGUGGAUAUGGUGCGGCCGGUGCCCCCAGUGCCUGGGAUUAAUCAGAAAAAAGUUUCUGUAUAUAUAUGUAACUUCAUCUAAAAGAUAUGAUGAACCAUGGUAUGAAAAUUUUGUUUAGUUGACAGAUAUGAUUACGCCAUGCCCUCUUCCUCCGAUUAUAACAUAACACAAGAGCAUUGGCCUAACCCAUAGAGUCAUAGCAAUGCCUUGUUAGCAAGGUAAAAGAGAUAUAGAACUAGCAAAUUCUGUCUCCAUGUCUCGUUUACCUUAGCAUCAUGCAAUUUACCCUUUUCAUGUUGACCGCGAUCAGUUGGAGGAUUGUUGGUGGUCGGUUACCUUGCCUGAUAUGACUAUGUUAAGAGAAAUGUAAUAUUGCUAUCUAGAUAUAAAUGCUAAACGUUUCAUACUACGUAAACCUGGUUUUAAUAAUGUUAUUAAAAGAAGUUUAUAUCAUCAA